UUACGGCCCAGUUCGGCCCAAACUCUUACCGCGAGUGAAACCCUAGCACGCAGCACCUAUAAAAUUGCACUCACGCCGCUUCCGCCCAAGCCCUAGAAGACCCCUGCCUCCUUGCGCCUCCACCCUUCCUUGCCGCCUCUCUCCCUCUGAGACCGCAGAUCCGUUCGGUGAGAGGAAGCCGCCCGCCCCCAUGUCGUCCAGCGAGGUCGCCUGCACCUACGCCGCCCUCAUUCUCCAUGACGAUGGCAUCCCCAUCACCGCCGACAAGAUCGCGGCAGUCGUGAAGGCGGCUAACAUCAAGGUGGAAUCGUACUGGCCGGCACUCUUCGCCAAGCUCCUGGAGAAGCGCAGCGUCGAUGACCUAAUCCUCUCCGUAGGAUCUGGUGGAGGUGCUGCUCCAGUUGCUGCGUCUGCUGCUGCCCCGGCUGCUGGUGCAGCGGCUGCCGCUCCAGCUGCUGAAGAGAAGAAGGAGGAGGCUAAGGAAGAAUCUGACGAUGACAUGGGCUUCAGCCUGUUCGACUGAGGAGCCACAAGCCCAGUUACUAUCAAUUUCUCUUACGCUGUCCAAGACUAUCAAUGCUAUGCCUUUAGGAUUUUAUUACAAGUUGAGUUUUUGAGAUGUGGUAUGGCUGUGAUGAAGAACCGCAAACCUACUUGGAUGGUCUUAUUGGAAUGAAACUUGUUUCUAUAUUCUUGUA
This is a messenger RNA of Phragmites australis (common reed), 698 nucleotides long. RefSeq names its product large ribosomal subunit protein P1-like. The record is from RefSeq and is a predicted model, not a curated record. Lineage: Eukaryota; Viridiplantae; Streptophyta; Magnoliopsida; Poales; Poaceae. Gene Ontology annotation, biological process: cytoplasmic translation; translational elongation. The coding region runs from base 191 to 523 and encodes 110 amino acids. Gene Ontology annotation, cellular component: ribosome; cytosolic large ribosomal subunit. Gene Ontology annotation, molecular function: structural constituent of ribosome; ribonucleoprotein complex binding; protein kinase activator activity. The transcript is spliced from 5 exons.